Molecule: messenger RNA, 1563 nt
Organism: Cutaneotrichosporon cavernicola
Lineage: Eukaryota; Fungi; Basidiomycota; Tremellomycetes; Trichosporonales; Trichosporonaceae
Gene: ESA1
Exons: 3
Coding region: 1-1563 (520 amino acids)
Biological process (GO): negative regulation of DNA-templated transcription; positive regulation of transcription by RNA polymerase II
Cellular component (GO): MSL complex; chromatin
Molecular function (GO): transcription coregulator activity; histone H4K16 acetyltransferase activity
Source: RefSeq, a predicted model, not a curated record
AUGGGCGCUUCACCGGCUCCCUCCAAGAUAGGGCGGUCCGGUAGCGAGUCCCCCGCACCACAGGUCGCCCCGCCCGGAUCCUACUCUCUCUCUAAUGUGAUACCUGGUGUCAAGAUCUUUGUGGCCAAGCCGCUGCCCGGCGGGGGCACGGAGGAGCGCAAGGCCGAGGUGUUAUCGACGCGGCCAAAGCCCGUGUCAGCGUUUGCGCCCAAGCCGGGGCCGAACGACCCAAAGCCAGACCCGCGCGAUGACACCGAGUACUACAUCCACUAUGUCGAGUUCAACAAGCGUCUCGAUGAGUGGGUGGGCGGGUCGCGCCUGAUCACGGACAAGGAAAUGGAGUGGCCGCGGCCAAAGGAAGAGACGAAGAAGGUCAAGGCUGGCAAGACGCCGAGCAAGAGCGGCGGCGCUAGCCCGCGCGGGACCAAGGCGGCUGGGACGCCAAAGAGCCUGCUGAAGAAAGCGGCGACCAAGGCGGCAUCACAGGUCGGCAAGGCGCCGGUCAAGGGACGGAAGAGCAAGGUCGAGGAGACGGGGACGGAUACGGACGACGCCGACGGAGAGGACGACGAUGGCGACGUCAACAUGGAGGACGGCGAAACGGUCGCUGCGUCCGACCCGACCGCUGGACCAGCCGUGUUCAGCAAGAAGCAGGAGAUUGAGAAGCUCCGCACUAGCGGCUCGAUGACGCAGAGCCACAGCGAGAUCUCACGCGUCAAGAACCUCAACAAGCUCCAGAUUGGCAAGAACGAGGUCGAGGCGUGGUACUUUUCUCCCUACCCGGCCGAGUACGCGCACCUGCCCAAGCUCUUCAUCUGCGAGUUCUGCCUCCAGUUCUAUCCGAGCCUCACGCAGCUCACGCGCCACCGCACAAAGUGCACAUUGCAGCACCCGCCCGGCAACGAGAUCUACCGCUCUGGCAACGUUAGCUUCUUUGAGAUCGAUGGGCGGCGGCAACGCACCUGGUGCCGCAACCUAUGCCUCCUGUCCAAGUGUUUCCUCGAUCACAAGACGUUAUACUACGACGUCGACCCAUUCAUGUACUACUGCAUGACGGUCAAGGACGAGUUUGGCGACCACCUCAUCGGCUACUUUUCCAAAGAGAAGGAGAGCGCCGAGGGAUACAAUGUCGCGUGCAUCCUCACGCUCCCGCAACAUCAGCGCAAGGGAUACGGCAAGGUCCUCAUCGAGUUUUCGUACGAACUUUCCAAGGUUGAGGGCAAGCUCGGGUCGCCAGAGAAGCCGCUCUCCGAUUUGGGUCUUCUGUCGUAUCGCGCGUAUUGGCAGGAGAAGAUUGUCGAGCUACUCCUUGAAAGCGAGGACGAAAUCUCGCUCGACGAAAUCGCCCACCGAACCGCCAUCACGCACGGCGAUAUCAUGCACACCUGCCAGGCCCUCCAGAUGAUAAAGUAUUACAAGGGCCAACACAUUAUCCACCUCACCGACGCCGUCCUCGAGCAAUACCAGAAGACCAGGGCCAAGACAAAGUACACUAUCGACCCCGACGCACUCAAGUGGAAGCCGCCCGUGUUCACUCGUUCUCAACUCACUUUUGGUUUUUAG